GAAUUUAGAAUAAUUUGUGUAAUUGUGUUCCAAUGAACCUAUAAUUUCGUUUUUAUCUUGUGUUUUUCUGUGAAAUUUGGUAGUUAAGUCUAAUUAAGAUUAUUUUACUUGUUUUUGUUGAAAUUGUGAAGCGAUUAAUAAAUGACACUUAAGUACGGAAAAGAAUAAACGUGAUUGAUACAAAAAUAUAUGAUUAUUUGCAUUCAACACCAGUAAAAUUAAAUAUUAAGUUUGUAGGCCUUAUUUGAUAAGCGUGAUUUAUUAAGGCCAAAACUAACAGUUUUGUAUUUUGAUUGUUUGAAAGAUUUAAACUAAGACAAUGAGUGUCAUUCUUUAGUAUGUUGUAGAAAACUCAACAAUGGUUGGUAUUGACUGGUGCCAGACAAUAUUUACGUAUGCGUUACAGAAAUAUGGAAGUUUUAAUUAAGGUAGGCCUUAUUUGUCGGCAGUACCUUACUUAUAAAGUGAUAUCAAACUAAAAAGUCUGAAAAGUGCCUUUGAUUGUUAUAUCGUUAGAUUUAGUUUAUAAUAAAUAUAUUUUUCAUUAAAAUUACUUCUUUUAUUUAUAUUUAGUAACUCUCUUAAGGGAUAAAAACAAAAAAUAAUACAAUACUUACUCAUCAAGAUAAAAACCAGCCCGUAAAUGUAGCGGUCUGUGAGGCCGCAUUCCAUAAUAGUGUAACAAAAAUGGAACGUCCAUAGUUAAAGGUUAAAAAAACAUUGUUUCUCGUUUCAUUAAUUAAUGAAAAUUCUGUAAAUGCAUCGUACCUCAUUAGCUUAAGGAUCGCCAGAGCAGGAAAGGCUCAUAUCAUUGGUGAAGACUUAGUAUUACCAUCGACCGUUGGAGCGAUGUUUGAAGAAAAAGAAAUAAAAGAAAUCGAGCGCAUACCACCAUCCAAUAACACAGUAGCACAAAGAAUUGACGAAAUAGCUGAAUGGACAAAAGAUGAAAUAUUAUGCUCUGCAAACUAGAUGAGUCUACCGACAUGCAAGGCCUAACUCAAUUAAUUGUUUUUGUACGUUAUAUAUGGCAAGAGUACAUGUAUGUCAUGAAGAUAUGUUGUUUUGCAAGCCAAUUACUCGUGGAAUGGUCGAGGUAGUUUUCAAUGUAAUUAAUUCUCAUAUUAAUUAUAAUGGUAUACAGUGGAAGAACUGCGUCAUUAUAUGUACUGACGGUGCGCGGGCAAUGUGCGGGAAAAAUAGAAGUGUGGUAACAAGAAUUCUUGAACAAAGUCCCUGUGCUUUGUGGACACACUGUAGCCUUCACAGAAAAGCACUGGUUUCCAAAGCAUUACCUGAUGAUUUUAAAAUAGUACUAAAUACAGCUUACAAUCUCGCUUAUUUCAAAAGCUGUGUGAAGAAAUGGGUAGCCUUCAUUCAUCUCUUCUUCUGCAUACAGAAUGCUGGUUAUCCAGGGGAGUACGUACUGACACGAUUAGUGCAAUUACGCAAUGAAGUUGCAAUUUAUUUGGAAGGAAAAACUGAAUAUAUUGAACAUUUAAUCAACGAAGAAUUCAUUCUCGAGCUCACAUAUGCAGCGGAUAUUUUUUCGAAGUUGGAUGAACUUAAUUUGUAUUUGCAAGGUUCCAACGGAACAGACAUUUUUGCAAUUCACGAUAAAGCUCGCGCAUUCAUGAAAAAACUUUUGUUGUGGAAAAGCUGUAUUGAGGGAAGAAUGAUUGUUUUGAAACUCUAGAAACUUUUAUUAUUGACAACCAAGUGCAGCCAAAGAUGAACGUAGUAUCUGCAAAU
This is a messenger RNA of Diatraea saccharalis (sugarcane borer), 1752 nucleotides long. The record is from the annotation of a GenBank genome assembly. NCBI's taxonomy places the organism in Eukaryota, Metazoa, Arthropoda, Insecta, Lepidoptera, Crambidae.